AUGUGGACCAGGUUUGGUGCCACCAAUGCGAGAUCCAGUGGCUUGUCUCCGGGCAGCUCACUCAAAGUGAGUCCGACAUGCUGCAUACCACGGCAAAUACCAGUAAGCGAUGCACCUCUGUUGAUUCUGUUUCAUGCAGUUCUAACGCCAGAAGUUUAUGAAUUCCCCGAUGGGCAAUUUGCUGGCCUCCAGAAGGCACCCAAUGUAGCAAUCAACGUGCCAAACGCCAUCAUGCCCAUCAUUGUCGUUGAAAGUGGGUGGAGCGGAUCCCUCGACAGACUACGCGAAGAUGCAGACGAAUGGCUCGUAGGAGGGAAUGGCGCUGUCCAGGCUGCCGUCAUUAUAAACUGGACCGCCAACCGCACAACCCGUCGUAUCCGGGGUGUCGUGGAGCUCUACACAUUAGACAAAAGUGGCAUGCCACGGCUCCAGCAACGCGAGGUGCGGGAUAUGGUCUUGUUAUCAUCAUUGUGUUCAAGAUAG
Aspergillus fumigatus Af293 is the source of this 483-nucleotide messenger RNA. RefSeq lists its product as uncharacterized. Bases 1 to 483 code for a protein of 160 amino acids. The transcript has a single exon. NCBI's taxonomy places the organism in Eukaryota, Fungi, Ascomycota, Eurotiomycetes, Eurotiales, Aspergillaceae. The record is from RefSeq and is a predicted model, not a curated record.